Messenger RNA from Juglans microcarpa x Juglans regia, 859 nucleotides. RefSeq lists its product as uncharacterized. Gene Ontology annotation, molecular function: protein binding. The transcript is spliced from 2 exons. Lineage: Eukaryota; Viridiplantae; Streptophyta; Magnoliopsida; Fagales; Juglandaceae. Bases 185 to 733 code for a protein of 182 amino acids. The record is from RefSeq and is a predicted model, not a curated record.
ACUGGGAACAACCCCAGUCCUUCAGCUUAAGCAAUUUGCUCUUGUACCACUGCUGCUAUAUAUUUCACUUCCAAAAAUCUCACCUCCUAAUCUCUCUCACUCUCUCUCUCUCUCUCUCUCUCUCGAUCUCUCCCUUAUCUUUCGUUUGUAAUAUCCUGGAAUUUGUUGUUUCACAGAAAAAGUGAUGACAGCUCCAAACAUGGCGACCAUCACUGCUUCUUUAGAGAGGUCCCUUCAGAACUGUUCGCUAAACGACCAAACAAGAAGUGGUACGGGCGCAGGUUUAGGCGUAGGAGGGUCGUCUUCAAGCUCAGACGAGACACCGGAUAACCAUCUCCCUAACUCCGACACCUCCUUAGAGCUCAACUCUCAUAUGUCCCUCCCUUACCACUGGGAACAAUGCCUCGAUUUAAAGACAGGGGAGGUUUACUAUAUAAACUGGAGGAACGGCAUGAAAGCAAAAGGCGAUCCAAGGAUAACACAAGAAUACAGUGGAGAUUGCUACUCAGAAGACGAUAGCUCAUAUGAUAGCGAGGAGUCUUCCUCGGAGUCCUCUCCCUCUUCCUCUAGAGAGCAUUACCGGGUAGAGAAAGAUCAUAAAGACCAUGUUUUGGUUGUGGCCGGGUGCAAGAGCUGUCUCAUGUAUUUCAUGGUGCCCAAAAAGGUGGAAGAUUGCCCCAAAUGUAGCGGUCAACUUCUCCACUUUGAUCGAUCCGAAAAUGGAUCUCCGUGAUGAAUCAUGACAUUAAUUUCUUGUGUGAUUGUUUCUCAUUUUACUUUUCUACUCAAACCCCUUUGUGCUUUUGAAAAGUUUCAGUGUGGAUUGAUCAAUGAAAUAGGUGACAAAUGGGUUUGGUAA